CAACAAAAUAUGCUGAAGAAGAUACUCCUUGUCGCGUUUGCCCUGACCGCGGUCAGGGCUCAGGUACCUAGCUUGGGAUGGUGUCCUGAUUACGUACCUAUGGCUAAUUUUGAUAUCGGAAAGUUUCUGGGAACGUGGUACGAAGCCGAAAGAUACUUUCAACUCUCAGAAGUAGUGUCACGUUGCGUGAUGGCUAAUUACUCCCGUGGUCAUGAUAAUAAAUUGCGUGUGAGCAAUGAAGUUACCAACAGAUUCACCGGAAUAAAACGAGUUCUUGAGGGUGAGAUAAAACCAGCGGCUUCUAAAGCUGAGGAAGGAAAGUUAUAUAUUAGAUACACAACUGUGCCACUGGUACCAGAAACAUCUUAUUCAGUCUUAGAAACUGAUUACAAAAAUUAUGCUGUUUUAUGGAAUUGCAAUGGUAUUGGUCCAUUUCAUACACAAAAUGCCUGGAUUAUGACACGACAACGUAUUCCUCCUGGCGACGUAGUACAACAGGCUUACGGAGUAUUGGACAAAUAUAAAAUAUCAAAAACUUUCUUCGUAAAAACUGAUCAAGAAGAUUGUGCGUUUUUAGACGCUCUUGGAUCAACUGAAAAGCCAAUAGCAAGUCCACAAUCUGAAAUCCCCGUUGAAGAAGCUCCCCAACAGUUGAGGUCAGCUAUUACGCCUGAUGAGACGCAUGUCAAUCAAAUCAAAGACACGGAAAAGAAAGUAGAGGAGCCGGUUGAAAAAAUAGAGCCUACUGUUAAUGUAAAAGCUGUGAUAACUGAUGCUCCGGAAAAAAUUGAGGAAGAAAAAGAAGAUGAGGAAAAAAAAAUAAUUGCUGAUAAGAAAGAAGCUAUUACAUUAAGGACGAGCCCACUGAUAAGGACUCUGAGGAUAAAAUUACUCCGUUCCGGAGUCAUGUUUUUUUUCUGGAUUCCUUUGACGUUGUGUUUGAUGGUGGGCAGUAUCAAUGCAUUGUUGCCGACAUUCGGAGCCUGCCCUGACGUUAAAACAAUUGAAAAACUCAAUGUUACUAUGUAUUUAGGUAAAUGGUACGAAGCUGAGCGUUACUUUUCAAUAAGUGAUUUUGGAGCUAAAUGUGGAACUUUCAAUUACAGUAAAGAAGAAAAUGGGUCGUUAAAACUAUUGAGUUCACAAAUAUCGUCACUAACGGGUGUAGAGUCGUCAAUAAUAGGACGCGCAAGACCUAUAGAAAGAGCUGACGAUCCUAAAUUUACUGUAUCAUACCCAUCGCUACCGAUCCAAUACCCCAUGCCUCAUUGGGUUCUGGGGACUGAUUAUGACACUUAUGCUGUGCUUUGGAGUUGCAGUAAUGUCGGUAUUUUCAGCAUGCGGAGCGCUUGGAUUCUGACACGAGAAAGACAGCCACCGGUUCCAGUUCUCGAGCAAGCGUACAAGAUUUUAGAUAAAAAUCAAAUUAGCCUUCUAUUUCGCGGUCAAGAAUAUAAAACCCGAAUUUUCGGGCUUACAAUCCAUUCUCAUUUUACCGCCGAAAUAAGUUAA
Molecule: messenger RNA, 1512 nt
Organism: Cotesia congregata
Lineage: Eukaryota; Metazoa; Arthropoda; Insecta; Hymenoptera; Braconidae
Source: the annotation of a GenBank genome assembly